AAACGACUGUCGUUUCUCCAAUUCUUUUUUUUUUUUUUUUUUUUUUUUUGCGCUAAUUUCUUUCUAACGUGUUAGGUUUCUUUUUUUUUUGGUUUUGGUUUGUUCUUUUUUUUUUGGUUUUGUUUUCCUGACGAUGAGUUUACCACCGAAAGUAGUCCCGAAGCCCGCCACCGUCGCCGCAAGCGGACCUGGAAGCGGCCCGUCUCCGUCGAGCCAACUGCGGGCUACCCUGACCUCCGUGUCGCUGCCGCCGGGAGCCCCAGCAGUCCCCCAGCCCGGAGCCGUACCGCCACCUCAGGCAAUCUACUGUCUACUGUACAAAAGUGCAUCUACAAUCGCCAGCACAAGAAUUCCUCGGGUUCAGCAGUCACUGGAUGACCGAAUCUUCUCCACGCAGACUGGGGUGGCUGCCGUCUACAGCCUCCCCAGGCACGCUGGCCCCCCUUACGCCCCUCACGACAUCACAAAGGGACACCCAAGCUUGGCGGGCACCCCGCCCGGGCAUGCCCACUCCCCGGCACUCUCUCAGGUAUCCGUACCCACGGCUUCCACGUAUCGAUUUCCUAAGGGCUGGGAGAUGGGCGGAGGGUCUCCGUACAACCCUGGGCAGAAUGCUGGCUCCACCUCUAUUGUGUACUCUCCUCAGACGCAGCCAAUGAAUGCACAGCCGCAGAGUCGCCCGGUGAGUGUCAUCCCCCCACCCCCUCGUGCCUCCAUCAACACCGGAAACUGCGACAGUCAGCAUUCCUCGAGCCCGGGGUUUGCGACGGGCCCCCGACCGACCCACCAUCAGGGAGGAUUCAGGCCCAUCCAGUUUUUCCAGAGAACUCAGAUGCAGACUGCGAGGCCCACCAUCCCCACGAACACGCCCACCAUACGGCCAGGCGCCCAGGCUCCCCCGGCGGCCGUCUACCCAACUAAUCAAGCAAUCAUGAUGACCGUGGCGCCCAUGCCGUUCCCGUCGCCGCAGGCUCCACAGUACUACAUCCCACAGUAUCGCCACAGCGCUGCUUACGUGGCGCCUCAGCAGUAUUCUGUUCAGCCCCCGGGAUCUGGCACCUUCUAUCCAGGACCUGGGGAAUACCCUUCCCCGUAUCAUCCCCUCAGGUACCACCCUCCCGUGUCACCUUCUGUCCCCGCCCCCGUUCCUACAGCCGGCCCGCCCUACUAUCCGGGGCAGACCGUGUACUCGGCUUCGCCGCCCAUCAUAGUGCCUACACCACAGCAACCUCCACCAGCCAAGCGCGAGAAGAAAACAUCCUCCCAGAUUCGUAUCCGCGACCCCACUCAGGGUGGAAGGGACAUCACUGAGGAGAUCAUGGCGGGGGGCUCGGGGAGCAGGAAUUCAACACCCCCUGUUGGCCCUCCUUCAUCCACUCCAACCCCCCCUCAGCAGCCACUCAGCAACAGGCAGACUCCGGAGCUGCAGUCGCCGUUGCAACCUGCCCAGCUCCAGCUCAGCACUUCUGGAAGCCUCACACCGGAGCCAUCGGCGCCCCCGCAGCAGCAACCGGUGACAACCGGGUCCCCAGACGCCAAACCGGGGCCAGAUGACACACCAAAAUUAGAGCCAUUUGUCCAAAAGUCUUCCUCACCUGGGCUCCUGCAGCUGGAAGCUCCCCUGGAGAGACUGGAAGCGAGCGCUCCUGAAUCAGAAACCUCUUCCACUGUUGAACCAGAGCUUGCCUUCCCUGCGUCACAGGCCGCCCUCGUUGCCCUCCCUCCCGCAGUUGUCGACAGCGGCGACCGGCCCUCCCCGACAGCUUCACUCUCCUCUGGCGGGGACCAUAAACAUUCUUCGGCGUCACCUUAUUUUCCCAACGCUGACAAGUCUAUCGACGACGUCCCCUCUCGGACUCUGACCGUCUCGCCGUCACCUGUUCCCAAGGCUGUGAACGGCGUCGCGGAUCCUGACGCCGAUGCGGACGCACCGGCCCGUGAGCCGUCUCUAACGUCCUCGUCUGGAGAGUCUCCUCUUGCUUCUCCCGCUUUCCAGGAGACCUCCUCUUCAGAAGCGCUACCGUCUGACGUCAGGCUGGAGGCGGCCGUUGCUGCCGAGCUGGCUCCCGUGGCGUCUUUGGCAGUAGCGCCAGUCCCCUUGACCUCCAGCCCCGUAACAGCUGUGCACGUUAAACUACCCCCUGGCCUUCCGGCUCUGGUAGAGGCCAUAGCGGAGACCGACGAGCCCAAGAAGCCCCUGGACGAAAAGGACCUGGUCCCCAAGGUGGGGAAAGAGGCACCCGGAGACGUGACUGAAGAUGAGCCCCAGCGUAGUUUAUGCACUAGGAAGAGCCCCACUACAGUCAAUCAGACUUCUUCUGUUUUACCAAAGACCUGGAGAAAACCAAAUGAAAUGAUCCACUCUGGAGAUGCACUUCUGAAAGAGAAUGAGGACGAGCCUCGGCCAAUAGAAGCAGUCCCUGUGGAUCCGGCGCUACCGUCGGCUCCGCCCGGGGGCUCUACGACCCCGCCGUCGACCUUUCACCCUGUCGACGCCGCAGCUCCAGCCGGCAGCCCCGUGGCCAACAGGAAGACGGCCGCCUUGGAGGAGAACGGCGAUACCGAGCCGGAGCCUUUGAGGAACGGGGCGUGCCACGCCUCUGAGACGGAGAGCAGCGACAGCGGGACGUCGCCUGGGGACAAAGACAACUGCAACUCCACCAGGGCAUUGCAGGACGUAGAAGACCUGUCCGAUCCCAGCAAGAAGCGGCAGUACGACAGGGGCUUCUUGUUGCGUUUCCAGUUCAUGCCCGCCUGCAUCCAGAAACCUGAGGGCCUCCCGCCAAUCAGCGAUGUGGUGCUCGACAAGAUGAACCAAAACAAGUUGCCUUCUCGAGCCGUGGAUCCCAGGGUGAUUUCCAGGGGACCCGAUUUCACACCUGCCUUUGCGGACUUUGGCAGACAGAUGAGCAGUGCACGAGGCUCUAUGCUAAUGAACAUGGGCACACGGCGGCCUCCUCCUAGGAAGAUCAUCAUGAGCGUGCCAGUGAACGACGAAGUGAAAUUGCAGAAGGCGGAGAACGCCUGGAAGCCGGGUUCCAAGCGGGAGUGUGUGGUCGAGGACCCCGAGACGCUGAGGACGCAGGAGCUUUUCAGGAAAGUGCGGAGCAUCCUGAACAAGCUGACACCUCAGAAGUUCAGUCAACUGAUGAAGCAGGUGACAGACCUGACCAUCGACACGGAGGAGCGGCUCAAGGGGGUGAUCGACCUCGUCUUCGAGAAGGCCAUCGACGAGCCCAGCUUUUCCGUCGCCUACGGGCACAUGUGCCAGUGCCUCGCUGAGCUCAAAGUGCAAAUAGCAGAUAAGCCCAACAACACAGUCAACUUCCGCAAACUGCUGCUCCACCGCUGCCAGAAGGAGUUCGAGAAGGACAAAGUGGACGACGUGGUGUUUGAGAAGAAGCAGAAAGAGCUGGACUCUGCUGAUUCAUCCACGGAACGCGAGCGGCUUCAGGAAGAGCUAGAGGAGGCCAAGGACAAGGCGCGGCGACGAUCCAUCGGCAACAUAAAAUUCAUCGGGGAGCUCUUCAAGCUGAAGAUGCUGACGGAGGCCAUCAUGCACGACUGCGUUGUCAAGCUGCUGAAGAACCACGACGAAGAGUCUCUUGAGUGCCUGUGCAGGCUUCUCACCACCAUCGGCAAGGACCUCGACUUUCAGAAAGCCAAGCCUCGAAUGGAUCAGUAUUUCCAUCAGAUGGAAAAAAUUGUGAAGGAGAGGAAGACCUCGUCUCGGAUACGCUUUAUGUUGCAGGACGUCAUUGACCUAAGAUUGCACUUCUGGGUGUCGAGAAGAGCCGACCAGGGGCCCAAAACUAUCGAGCAGAUCCACAAGGAGGCCAAAAUUGAAGAGCAGGAAGAGCAGCGAAAAGUGCACCAGCAGCUGCUCUCCAAGGAAAACAAGAGACGAGAUAUGCGAGAGCAGAGAGAGCCACGCAUGCCCAGAGAAGAGACCUGGACUACUGUGCCCAUGACCAAGAACAGCAGAACCAUAGACCCCAAUAAGAUCCCAAAGAUCUCAAAGCCUCAGAUGGACGAGAAGAUCCAGCUUGGCCCGCGGGCUCAAGUCACGUGGGUGAAGGGCAGCAGUGGUGGAGCCAAGGCCAGCGACUCAGAUCUAUCACGGGGCGGGAGCAGCCUGAACCACUACUCGGCUUUGCAGUCGACACCCUCAUCUCAACAGGCCUCAUUGACUCCUCCACAAAAUGCGGACUUGGACUCUAGGAGGACUCCCGGAAGCACUCGUAGCAGCACAGUCCGGGAGCGUAGUGAGAAACCACAGGUCCACACGACGCCAUCGCUGUCGUCGUCGCAGAGGCCCGCUUCUUUCAACAGGGGUGACAGUUGUAAGGAUGUGCGAGACAGCCAAGCCCUGGAGGAGCCGCGGAAAGAACGGGAGAGCGAAGUAGCUCAGCCCCCCAGCAGACCGAGCGUCACAGAGGACAAGCCGGGACGAGAACCGGAGCGCAGCAGGACGAGAGAGCCUGUUAAAACGGAGCCAGUGGCACCAACGCCAGAGAGGAUGGUCCUGUCUGAGGAGGACACGGAGAGGAAGUCCAAGUCCAUCAUAGAUGAGUUCCUCCACAUUAACGAUUAUAAGGAGGCUGUCCUAUGUGUGGGCGAGCUGGGGCUGGCCUCCGGGCUGCACAUCUUCGUGCGUGUCGGCGCGGAGUCGACGCUGGAGCGCAGUCAGAUCACACGGGACCACAUGGGCCUGCUCUUCUUCCAGCUGGUCCAGCAGGAAGUCCUGCCAAAAGACCAGUUUUACAAAGGGUUUCAGGACAUCCUGGAGCAAGCAGAUGACAUGGCCAUCGACAUUCCUCAUAUCUGGCUGUACCUGGCCCAGCUGCUAAGCCCCGUGCUUAAGGACGGCGGCUUCUCUAUGAGGGAGCUAUUCGGUGAAUUAAGCAAACCUUUGCUCGCUGUGGGAAGAGCAGGAAUUCUAAUAUCUGAAAUACUACACAUACUAUGCAAGCAAAUGAGCCAUAGAGCUGUGGGUUCUAUGUGGAGGGAAGCAGGCCUCAGCUGGUCUGACUUCCUGCCAGAAGGAAAGGAUGUCCACACCUUUAUUUCACAACAGAAGCUGGAGUUUAUCCUGUCAGACGCUACGGACCCCAGAGUAGGUCAGUCGAAAAAGACCCUGUCCCCCGAGGAGCUGAGCCAGCAGUUGGAGAAGCUCCUGCUGGAGGACAUGGCCAGCGACGAACAAAUCUUUGACUGGGUGGAGGCAAACCUGGAUGAACCUCAGAUGAGCUCGUCGCCCUUCCUGAGGGCGUUGAUGACGGCUGUGUGCAAGGCGGCGGUGAAAGAUAUUGGCAGCAACAGUCGAGUAGACACGGCCAUCAUCCAGAAGAGACUGCCUGUAUUACUCAAGUACCUUAACUUAGACACUGAGCGACAGCUGCAAGCACUUUAUGCACUUCAGAAGCUGAUAGUCUCCCUCGAUCAGCCUCCCAACCUCCUGCGCAUGUUCUUCGACUGCCUCUACGACGAGGACGUCAUCUCGGAGGAGGCGUUCAACAAAUGGGAGACCAGCAAAGACCCCGCGGAGCAGGAGGGCAAAGACGUGGCCCUCGAGUCGGUGACCCCCUUUUUCACGUGGCUGAGGGAGGCCGAGGAGGAGUCCGAGGACAAUUGAGACCCUCGUGGCCUCACUCGACAAAAUGUUGAACACGAGCGACCCGUUGACGUUCGCUGGAAUUCCUCCUCCUGCGGUACAGUUCGGAAUCAUGCCGCCAUUUUCAGUUUGGAUUCCAAUGGCAGAAGCACUAAAUCCAUGUAUUAUACAUAGAAAAUAUUUUUGUUUUAAAUUUUAACUUGACUUUUUUGUUACUUUUUCAGAAGAGACUUAAAAAAAAAGCAUAGGUUCUGGACUCUUUAAUUUAUUAUUUUUUUAAGGACUGCAAAUAAGGAAGCAAGAACCCAAUAAAUAAUGUAAUUAAAAAGUAAUGAUAACAAAACAAUAAUUUUGACAAAAGAAUAGAACGGCCCAUCUGGAUACUACACUGUUUAGAACAGGGUAGCACAAAAUUGUUUUGGGGGUGAAAGGGAAGCGAGUUUUGUGGUCAAAAUAAUUCAAAAAGUCUCCCUCGCCCUCUGCUUUUGUUGCUCGUGUCAGUGUGUCGCGUUCAAGGAGCGACGGAAAACUGACGACCGCUGACAAAAACAAGGUGGAUGCAGAAACGGCAAAAAGGACUUGAUAGAGCAAGGAAAGGUACUCGUGACAAAAAAUGCUUGUAAUACUUCAAGCCCUACACAGCCCAUUGAAAGCUUGUAAAUACAUUAAAAAUGGAGAAAAAGUAUUUGAAACCCUU
Messenger RNA from Syngnathoides biaculeatus (alligator pipefish), 6311 nucleotides. RefSeq names its product eukaryotic translation initiation factor 4 gamma, 3a (gene eif4g3a). The coding region runs from base 134 to 5635 and encodes 1833 amino acids. Lineage: Eukaryota; Metazoa; Chordata; Actinopteri; Syngnathiformes; Syngnathidae. The record is from RefSeq and is a predicted model, not a curated record. Gene Ontology annotation, molecular function: translation initiation factor activity; protein binding; mRNA binding. The transcript is spliced from 36 exons. Gene Ontology annotation, cellular component: eukaryotic translation initiation factor 4F complex.